AGGCUGGGUCCUGAGCUCGCGGCUUCCGGGAGGCGCCCGAAGUCUGAUAAAUACAUCCCGGUGCCCGGGAACAGCGGCUGCCUCCCGCACCGCCUCCCGCAAGGCCCGGAGCCGCCGACAAGGGCGCGGGUCGGGCGCGGCGCCGGCUCCUCCUCCUCCCGCGGCCGGCGUGUAGCAGCAGAGAGCGGCGGGCUCGGCCGCGGCACUGAACCCAUGAGCGGCGGCGGCUGAGGGCCCGGCCGGCCUCUGCCCGCCUCUGCCAGGCGCCCAAGCGGGGCCGCAGCGCCCGGGGCGCGGGGUCCGGCGGGUGACAUGGGGGCGACCUGACGCACUCGGGGCCGCGGAGCGCCCUCUCGAGAGCCGCGGGCCCUGCUCGGCGGCGGCGGCUGCGGGCGCCCGGCCCGGCGCGCUCUGCCCGGGGCGCCCGCGGAGCUCCGCCGCGCUCUAUGCGCCUCUGCGGGCGCCGCGGGCCCGGGCCAUGGCUAUAGACCGGCGGCGUGAGGCGGCGGGUGGCGGGUCCGGGCGGCAGCCGCCUCCGGCGGAGGAGAACGGCUCCCUGCCGCCCGGGGACGCGGCGGCCUCGGCGCCCCUCGGGGGACGCGCGGGCCCCGGCGGCGGCGCGGAGAUCCAGCCGCUGCCUCCGCUGCAUCCCGGCGGCAGCGGCCCGCACUCGAGCUGCUGCUCGGCGACUGCUGCCCCGAGCCUCCUGUUGCUGGACUACGACGGGUCGGUGCUGCCCUUCCUCGGGGGUCUGGGCGGAGGCUACCAGAAGACCCUCGUGCUGCUCACCUGGAUUCCAGCACUAUUCAUCGGCUUCAGCCAGUUCUCGGACUCCUUCCUCCUGGACCAGCCCAACUUCUGGUGCCGCGGGGCCGGCAAAGGCGCCGAGCUGGCGGGGAACACAGUCAGCGGCCGGUGGGGCGAUAUGGGCAAUUGGACCAGUCUCCCGACCACCCCCUUCUCCACGGACUCCUGGGGAGCUGCGGGCAACCGAAGCAACAACAACAGCACAUAUGGGGGCGACACGCCACCUCUCCCGUCCCCUCCGGACAAGGGGGAUAACGCCUCCAACUGCGAUUGCCACGAAUGGGACUAUGGGAUCCGCACGGGCCUCGUUCGGAAUGUGGUCAGCAAGUGGGAUCUUGUGUGUGAUAAUGCCUGGAAGGUCCAUAUCGCUAAGUUCUCCUUACUGGUUGGAUUAAUCUUUGGCUACCUAAUAACUGGAUGCAUUGCUGACUGGGUCGGCCGGCGGCCUGUGCUGCUGUUCUCCAUCAUCUUCAUUCUGAUCUUUGGAUUGACUGUAGCACUGUCAGUGAAUGUGACAAUGUUCAGCACACUCAGGUUCUUCGAAGGAUUUUGCCUGGCUGGAAUAAUUCUCACCUUGUAUGCACUACGAAUAGAGCUGUGUCCGCCUGGAAAACGGUUCAUGAUCACGAUGGUGGCGAGCUUUGUGGCCAUGGCCGGCCAGUUCCUCAUGCCCGGGCUGGCUGCCCUGUGCCGGGACUGGCAGGUGCUGCAGGCCCUCAUCAUCUGCCCCUUCCUGCUCAUGCUGCUCUACUGGUCGAUAUUCCCCGAGUCCCUCCGGUGGCUGAUGGCUACCCAGCAGUUUGAGUCUGCAAAGAAGCUGAUCCUGCACUUCACCCAGAAGAACUGCAUGAGCCCUGAGAGCGACAUCAAGGGCGUGAUGCCCGAGCUGGAGAAGGAGCUUUCCCGGAGACCCAAGAAGGUGUGCAUCGUGAAGGUGGUGGGGACCCGGAACCUGUGGAAGAACAUCGUGGUUCUGUGUGUGAACUCGCUGACAGGGUACGGGAUCCACCACUGCUUUGCCAGGAGCAUGAUGGGCCACGAGGUGAAGGUGCCACUCCUGGAGAACUUCUAUGCUGACUACUAUACCAUGGCCAGCAUCGCACUGGCGUCCUGCCUGGCCAUGUGCGUGGUGGUCAGGUUCCUCGGGCGCAGGGGAGGGCUGCUGCUCUUCAUGAUCCUCACCGCCUUGGCCUCACUUCUGCAGCUUGGGCUCCUCAACUUGAUCGGAAAAUACAGCCAGCAUCCAGACUCAGGGAUGAGUGACAGCGUCAAGGACAAGUUCUCCAUUGCGUUUUCCAUUGUGGGCAUGUUUGCCUCCCAUGCGGUGGGAAGUCUUAGUGUGUUCUUCUGUGCAGAGAUCACCCCCACAGUGAUAAGGUGUGGAGGGCUGGGGCUAGUUCUGGCCAGCGCAGGCUUUGGCAUGCUGACAGCACCUAUCAUCGAGCUGCACAACCAGAAAGGCUACUUCCUGCACCAUAUCAUCUUUGCCUGCUGCACGCUCAUCUGCAUCAUCUGUAUCCUCCUGCUGCCUGAAAGCAGGGACCAGAACCUGCCUGAGAACAUCUCCAAUGGGGAACAUUACACAAGGCAGCCUCUGCUGCCGCACAAGAAGGGGGAGCAGCCACUCCUGCUCACCAACGCAGAGCUCAAGGACUACUCGGGCCUGCAUGAUGUCGCCACUGCAGGUGACGGGCUGCCUGAGGGUGCCACAGCCAAUGGCAUGAAGUCUAUGUAGCUGGCCAAGCCACCAUCCUGAGAGUCCCCUGGGGCUUUAAGGGUUGGGGGGAGUUUGGGCACAGGUUUACAGACCAGGGAGCAGGCACAUGACCUGGGGUAGGAAAGUCCAACUCUGCUGCUGAUGCCACCCAAUCGUGAGACUUUCAACUGGUAUGGGGAAAUUCUGUCUUUCCAAAAGUCCAAGGAGAGGGUUCAAGGAAACAGACUCUGGAAACAACCCUUCAAAGACUUUCUUUUCUGCCAUGAAAUGUUUAUAUUUAUUUUGGUCAUUUUUAUGAGAAGCACUUUAUUCCCUUUCCACUCACUGGUCACGAAGCGGAACCACCUCCUUUGGGAGCAAGGCAUGGUCACUCCAAGGAAGACCCUGUGAGUGACCAACACAGCAGCCAGUGUCCUCCCGAGAAGUCAGAUGCCACUCCUCGCCCUCCACCUGAGGAGCCAGAGGUCACCUGGGCAGGCCCAAAGGAGCCCCCCACCACAGGCUGCCCACCUGUGGACAGACAUGACACUCUUGGAGCAUUCCCAGGACUGUAUUUUAGACAGUGAAAUGUACAUGAAUUAGGUUUUUGCUAGAGUCUGUGUAUGGUUUUUUAAACUUUUUUUUCCUUUUUUCUUCCUUUGUAAGGUAAGAGCUUCCACCCCAAGUUUUAGGGGAAAACAGUUCCCGGAUAUCAUCAAAACCAGCUCAGUCUUUCUUUCCUUCAGGAUCAUUCUUUUGUACUUGACGCUGGAAGCUCUUUGGGGGAAACUUCCACACUUCACCAGAAAUCAUAAAUGAUCAGUGAUAAUAUCACCAGUUUUCUGAUGCCAGGUUUUGCUUAGUUAAGUACACAACCAGCAAAUGUGCUGAGGUCUGAGAUGGGUUGAUUUUUAUUAAACUCCUUCCUAGAUUUUGCUCCAGCAGAGAAAUUCCCUCUUUCACGGUCAGCUUUGCAUCUGGCACUACUUGAAAAUGUGGCUACUUUCUCGAACUAAAAACAAGAAAAUAACUGAAAAGACAGCUGAGGCAAACCACAGCAGGGAGGGCCUGCUCUCCCGACACAGCCUGUCACCCACAUCUCAAGCACACACCACAGAGAUCACCGGCUGGGAUAGCUGUCACUCAAGUCACCAGAGCCAGCAUCGCCUGCAAGCCUCACAUCUUCCUCAAUGGCUCCCUGCUUGCCAUUGGCUCAGCCCAGAGGUGGGGCUUGGGCAGGAGUGCAGAUUCCCCACAGGUGAGUCCAAAUGGCCUCCAGCCUCUUGGAAGCAAGAUAAAGUGAGAGAAAGCAAUAACUCACCAAAGUUCCCCUCCCACCUCUGUUCCACCUCCAAGGGUUCUCGCCAUGUUCCUCAUCGUGCACCAUCCAGUAGGAAGCCCAGGGCUAAGAAACCAGCCUUCUUGGCACGCAGGUGCCACUCUGUUGCAACUCUAGCACCUGCUCUUCUGGACAGCCUGGCUUCUCACAGAACGUCAGCCUCACCCCUUAGUGAUGCUCACCUUUGCGGUGGGCUGUGUUCUUCCAAUGUCAUGAUGGUCUUUGGCCUGUUUGGGUAAUUAGAUGACUUCCAAAUGACAGUUGCUAGAAUUCAAAGAGACAGGGGUUGAGUUUCUCCCCUUCCAACUUCCACCUGGUCUUUCCUGUAGUCUCCAUCCAACUCUUGCCCUUCACAGCUGGUACUACGAGUGUUGGCAGGAGCCCACUCACUGCCUUGAUGAAGGUAUCAAUGGGGCAGAGAUCAGAUGUGCAGCCACAUGCUCCCAGCACCUGGACCUGAGCUGUCUCAUCAGCCGAUGCCUGGGGUUGGGAGAACCUCACUCAAGUCCCAGCAGCCGAGGGGAGGCUUUCUGAGCAGUCCUUCCCCAUCCACCUGCUCCAAGUUUAGCUCAUCCUCUCCCUUCCUGGUUUCCGAAGUCACUUUUGUUCCAUGUUUCGACGUUAGUCCGCAUUCACCUUACAAAGGCCUUUUAUUUUUUUUGGAUCUGUGCAGCCUUCGUGUGCCAAACUUGUGAAAUAUCUUUUACCUUUUUUAGGGUAUUUGCUACCAAGACACCUGGCAGCAAGCCCUGUGAAGUUCAGGAUAAGGCAUACUCAGAAGUUGUGAGCGGUCUCACACUGGUCGUGCAGGCCUUUUUAAAGAAACGUAUGGAAACUACAGGAACUGUUGAAAUGACUAGGCAGGUGGUGUCAAGGUAGGGCACUUCCAAACUUCCGUUCCAAAGCCUCCGAUCUCCACCUCAGAUAACAAUGAUGAAAACACUGGGCCAACCAAUUCAGCACUGAUCACUUCAGCAAUCAGGACUAAUCCAUCAGAGACCAGAGGAGAAUCUGGCUUUGAGGCCUGGACUCAAAGGACCAAAGUCUAGUGGAUGUGCAGGUGUUGUCCCUUGGUCCCCCUUUUGGAGCAGCCAGAGGAUGAGGCCGAGUUGCUACUUCAGCUAAGGGGUACCUGAAGCUCUUGAGGAACACCUUUAUGAAAUGUAGCUGGAGAAGGAAACUAUCCCCAUGGACAGAGCCCUGUGAAGUAUGUGUCAACCAAUUCAGAAAGGCAGCAGAUGCACCCAGGCCUGAUACGUGUAAGGCCUGUGGGGCGCCACAGAGGAGGUGGCCUCUGCCCAGCUUCCAGCACCAGGCUGCCCGCACUUGAGCUUCUCAGUCCUGUGUUCCCCCAUGAUUAGUAGAGAGACGCUUCUCAGGCUCCUGCCCCUUCUACUCGGCCCUCUCCCCACCAGGGAAACAUCAAGAGUAUUAACCUACUCCCUGCUACUCUCUCUACUCACCUUUGAGCUCUGUGACUCCUUUUUGAUUUAAAAAAAAAAAAAAAUGCACAAAUGUGAACACCUGAGCUGGGGCUGGAUGUUUCUUCAUUUUAUUUUCCAGAAGCCAAUAAUAACUAUUAUCAAAUAUCCUACUUAUUAGCACCCAAGACAAAUAGGAACAAGUUUUAAAUGUUUUUAUUUUCUAAGAUCAUAAUCACCUGCAACUAGAGGACAGGGCUGGUAAGUUGGUUUGACCACGGAAGAGAGAGCAAGUAAAAAAUCCUCAUUAAGGGAAGUAUCACACUCAACAUGACCAGUUCCUAGAGCCAAAGGAGAAAUCCCUGAAGUGGAAGUGCCACUUAGUCAAUCUCAUGACUGUCACAUUCGCACAGCCCCGGGGUGGCGCAUGGGUUGGAGGAGGCCCAUGCUUCAACCCUGUCUUGUUUUGAAGGACACCACCUCACUUUAAUGUAUCGUGUGUGUUUUGGAGAAGCAGUACGGUGUUAUGUCUAGUGAGGAACGCUUCCCUACCUCUGUCCUUCCUACACCCCAAACGUGUGAGGUUUUCAUAUAAGAACCGUGUUCCUGUACGUGUCAAUGGGGUUCCCCUGGCAGUACUUGUUCACAGCACAAGCUUACAUCCAGUUCUGAACUGUCAUUCACAGCAACGUGUCUGCAUGGUGUCGCAUCUGUUGUACCUUUGGGGAAAAUUCGUAUGUAAAUGUACAGAAAUAAAAAUGUUGCCCCAUUAACAGAUUUCCUCUGGAAUGUCUUCCCUACCUCACCUGAUGGUAUCCAACGAAGGGCAUUUCACUACCAUUGACGACGAGUAAUAAAAAUCCUCCAUGUUGAUUCAGA
Messenger RNA from Marmota flaviventris (yellow-bellied marmot), 6142 nucleotides. It is a transcript of the gene Slc22a23, whose product is annotated as solute carrier family 22 member 23. The record is from RefSeq and is a predicted model, not a curated record. Gene Ontology annotation, cellular component: membrane. NCBI's taxonomy places the organism in Eukaryota, Metazoa, Chordata, Mammalia, Rodentia, Sciuridae. Gene Ontology annotation, biological process: transmembrane transport. Gene Ontology annotation, molecular function: transmembrane transporter activity.